Mercenaria mercenaria is the source of this 2845-nucleotide messenger RNA. Its product is annotated as cholecystokinin receptor-like. The record is from RefSeq and is a predicted model, not a curated record. Gene Ontology annotation, cellular component: membrane. Gene Ontology annotation, biological process: neuropeptide signaling pathway. The coding region runs from base 35 to 1198 and encodes 387 amino acids. Gene Ontology annotation, molecular function: neuropeptide receptor activity. The transcript has 2 exons. Lineage: Eukaryota; Metazoa; Mollusca; Bivalvia; Venerida; Veneridae.
GUAUUGUCGCAUCUCAUUUAGAAUUUAACAACAGAUGAUGGAUAACUUGGAUGAUAUAAAAGAGCAUUAUACUGGAGCUGUAGUUUUGCUAGCAUUUCUUAUGGUGAUUGGAUUCAUUGGCAAUCUUCAUGUGCUUUUUGUGUACACAUUUCGGCUUAAACCUUCCAAUCACGGGAUCUAUAUUCUUUUUCUGAGUGUUCAGGAUGUCAUUGCGUGCUCCCUUCAUAUCCCUGAAAAAAUAUAUGUAUACAAUAAUUUUUGGACAUAUGGGAGUGAAUUCAUAUGCAGAUUCCAUGUAUUUUCCUCAACUUUUAUUCUUACCGCAGCUGCUUUCACACUGCUUUUAAUUGCUGCAGAUAGGUAUCGAAAAAUAUGUUGUCCGCUUGGAUGGCAAAUAAAAAGAAGAAUCGCUAAAUUGUUAUGCAUUACUGUUCUGAUUUCCGCCUGUUUAUGUUCAUGGCCGCAUUUAGUACUAAAUGUACCAAAAACGAUAGAAUUGAAUAAUCGUACUAUCACAGUUUGUGGCACCGUUGACGGAUAUAGGAAAUAUCAACAAUAUCAUCUUAUUGUAAUGGCUACCAUAUUUCUUGGAUCGUUAUGCAUCCUUACUUGUCUCUAUGUGUUGAUCCUUAAAUCAACAGCGAAAUAUUACUCUAGGGUCAAGUUGAACACAAAAGGCACUGAGAAAUAUCCAAAAGGUAUCAGUAAAACUUCCGAAGCACAAGAUGAGUAUGAAUCUAAUGAAAUUAUGACACUACCAGAAGCGGGAUUUAUGAAGCUAUGCGACGAUGGAAAACCGCAAGACAAUUUUAAUUUCGAUCCAAAUGCAAAGGAACCGAAAUUGUCCAAUUGUAAUGACAGACCAACUUGUAUGGAAAAAUGUAAUGUCGGUUCAAAAAGAACAAGCAGGUCAAAGAAAACCACAACUGUUUUCAUCUUGAUAACUGUGCUGUAUUUUAUUAGCUAUUUUCCAUAUAUAGCUGUACAAGCUUUUCUUGUUUAUGGGCUGUUAACUCCCUCUUUGACAUCCAGAAUUGUGGUUAGUAUAGUUAACUCUUUUGUAUUUAUCAACAGCGUGGUAAACUGUUUCAUAUACAGUUGUUUUGAUCGUCGUUUCAGACAUGAGAUAGUGGUUAUGUAUAAAACACUAUGGCACAUGUGCAAACAUGAACAAACAUUUAGGAAGUCGUACUCGUAGUGUCAAGUGUAUAAAAUAUAAAUUAUAAUAUCUGUUUGUAAUUUAUUGUUUUAGAUCAUAUAUGGUAAAGGUAUAGGAAGGUCGCGGUAAAAUCUGUAAGAACUAUCAUGGUAUGUUGUUUAACUGGUAUUAAAGUACAGCUACUGGACUGACAGGUUCAGAUGUAUAAUCAUGUCAAAUGAAAUGUGAUACAAUUUAUGAAUAGUAUAGAAUAAAACAGAAAAAUGUAUGACGAUUUGGAAUACUAGUACAUGUAUUUUGCUAUCUUAAUCUGUACUGAAAGUAAUUAUUUAUUCAUAACUUAAAAAGAUAUCAUUUUCAUCCCAAAUAGUUCACAAUUUACAAACAUAUAGCGCCAAAUGUGUAAAGUACUUCAAUGACAUGUAUUUCAUGCAUUUAUUUGCCUAAUUCAACGGAUAGUAAAGUAAAAUAAUCAUUUCUAAGACAGAGCAGCUGUAUAUUUUCUCGGUAAAUAUUAGCGUCAAUAAAAUGCAUUCUUAUAAUAUGUAUAUUGUGUUUACUGUAAUAAUUGCAUAGGAGGACAAGCAAUUAUAGCAAUAAGAUACGCUUACUUACUGGCAAUGUCAUGUGUAUUAUCAGGAAACUGUUGUACAACAACGGACACAUAUACACUUUGUCAGGAAACUUUUGUUCAAAAUAAUGGGCCCAUAUACACUGACAAUGUCAAGUGUGUUAUCAGGAAACUAUAGUACAACAACGAACACAUAUACUGACUAUAUCAACUGUACUAUCAGGAACCUGUUCAACAACGGACACAUAUAUAGUGACAAUUUCAAGUGUAUUAUCAGGAAGCACUUUUUCUGUAUGAAUGGGCACAUAUACACUGAAAAUGGCAAGCAAAUAAUCAGGAAACUAUAAAACAACAAUGUCAAGUACAUUAUCGGGACACUAAAGUAAAGAAACAGACAAGGUGAAGCGUAUGAUCAGAAAAUACUGAUAAUGUCAAGUAUAUUAUCAGGCAGCUAUAGAACAACAACAUACACAUAUAUAUUAACAAUAUCGAUUGUAUUACAGGAAACUGUAGUACAGCAACGCACACAUGUACACAUAUUUGAUGAAACUGUCGAUUACAACGGAAAUACAUGUGUUGAAAAGAUCAAAUCAAUAAUCAGAUAUCGUAGUACUUAUUGCCGAAACGUUUGCAUAACUUUUUCACUGCUGUGUCAAUUUGUUGAUAAAAUUAUAUUUCCUUUUCUUAUUUGACAGGAUCAGUCGUAUGUUGUUAAUGGUGCAAGUUUAUUCUACAAGGUGUCAUGACUGAUAUUGUUUAUCCCGAUAACUAAGACAAAAGGAGUCCACCAUGAUAGAGAAACGAAACAUGUGUGCAUACUGAUAAAACUAACAACGGGGCUAUACUUCCAAAAGAAUGUAUUAACAUAUCAUGCCAUACAAUGAGCUUUAAAUGUUUUUUACCACUUGACAAUUAUCAUAGAAAAAUCUGCGAAAAUUUCAUUAAAUCCAUAUUGCAGUAUUGUGUAAUACAAAAAACCAAAUUAUUGCUUCCGUUUAGUGUUUAUGUCAAUAAAAAACUGCUGGCUUAAGGAAUAUGCGCAAACAUGCUACAUAAUAUUCACUCAUAUGUUUGUGUAUAUGUAUGAUUUUGAGAAAUAAAUGUUAUACUGCCUA